AUGGAGACGAAGGAUCUGGGAUUUGGGGUGGGAAAGCACGAGCUCUCAAUCAGCUUCAGAGUCGGGCUUCGAUCGGGCCCGCUGUUUAAGUUUAGAUACAGGUCGAACGAACCCUGCCGACCGUUUGACAUGUCCCUGAAGACCGGCACCGGGAUAUUCGAUUCUGUGACGGUGAAAUUUGGCUCUGUCAGCGGUGGAAGCCCCAAGUCCAUGGGAUCGAUGUAUUUGGCGGUGGAGGCAGAGACUAUGAGAAGAGAGACGGAGAUGGCGACGACCGUUUUGUCUAUUUGGUUUUCUCUUUCCCUUGAAUCCCUUGAUUGUUGA
Molecule: messenger RNA, 324 nt
Organism: Striga asiatica
Lineage: Eukaryota; Viridiplantae; Streptophyta; Magnoliopsida; Lamiales; Orobanchaceae
Source: the annotation of a GenBank genome assembly